Molecule: messenger RNA, 1780 nt
Organism: Bradysia coprophila
Lineage: Eukaryota; Metazoa; Arthropoda; Insecta; Diptera; Sciaridae
Product: organic cation transporter 1-like
Biological process (GO): transmembrane transport
Cellular component (GO): membrane
Molecular function (GO): transmembrane transporter activity
Source: RefSeq, a predicted model, not a curated record
CAUAUCAACCUUACAUCCCACCAGAGUUAUCCAUUAUAAAAAGUAUUAACCUUGUGUCACGCAACUAGGAAGCCAGUAUCUAUUGAAUCGUGUCUGAAAAUGAUUAAAACGGAACUUGAAUCUGGUCUCAAGGCCACUGAAGGCACGGGCACCGACUCGGAUCCAGACGUGAUUUACGAUCAAAUCGGAGGAUUCGGGAAAUUCCAAUCUUUCAUUUACAUUCUACUUUGUCUUCCAUUGAUAUUCAUCGUGUGUUGCAAUUUCAGCUAUAUUUUCAUAGCGAGCGACAUGGAAUACAGAUGCUUUAUUCCAGAGUGCGACGUUGGUGACGGGAAUGGUACAUUCGAAUGGACGACCAGAGCAGUUCCUUCUGUCGAUGGGAAACUAUCGAAAUGUGAACGAUUCAGGCCGGUUUCGGUUAAUGAAACUACCGAUUCGGUUUGUCGUUGGACUUUUAAUCGAUCUGAUGUAGUUACUUGCCAAGACUUUGUGUUCCAGCCACAUGAACAUUUUCUUUUGAAUGAGUUUAAUUUAACGUGCGAAAGUAACGAGUGGAAAUUGUCAAUUGUGGGCUCACUGGCUAACACUGUAGAAUGUAUUGCUUUACCAUUUAUUGGAUUGAUUGCAGACAAAUACGGACGACGACCUACACUCAUUGGAUCUAUUGUUUUGGUAUCAGUCAUUGGAAUUGCCAAAACAUUCUCAACCAACUAUUUGACCUUCAUGAUUUUGCAUUUGAUCGGUGCUUUGUUCGGUGGCGGUGCCUUCAGUUUAAUAUUUGUUUUUGGUUCAGAAGUCGUUGGGCCAAGUAGUCGUGGUCUGGGCGCUGCUGUCAUAUCAAAUGCUGUCUCAGCCGGUCAGAUGUUAUUGGCAGUAGUGACUAUGUUCAUCUCCGAUUUCCGAGUGCUAUUAAGGUUAUUGUACGGAUUGGUCGCGUGUACUUUAACAUUUAUUUGGCUAGUACCGGAAAGUGUCCGGUGGCUGUUUAGUAUCGGGAAAUACGCUGAAGGAGCGAAGAUAUUAGAAAAGGUUGCAAGAUGGAACGGAACAGAAAUGCCAGUCGACACUUUGACUGAUUUAAAUAGCCGAAAUAAAAGCGACUUACUGCUCGGCACACGCGAAGUAAUAGAAAAGGAUGACAAUCAACAUUCAGUGGUAGCAGCAUUGAAAUCACCAAUUCUACGAAACAGACUACUAAACUGCUGUUAUUGUUUCUUUACGAACGCUUUGAUAUACUUUGGACUAAGUGUUUAUUCGUCUAGUUUGCCGGGAGACAAGCACAUGAAUCUUUUAUACGCUGGGACUAUAGAACUCCCUGGAAAUGCUGCGACUCAUUAUGUGCUGCAGAGAUAUGGUCGUAAAUGGUCAUUAAUAGUUACAAUGAUUGUUUGCUCAGUGGCUUGCGUUGGAUCGGAACUUCUAUCUGGUUCAGUGAUGCAAAUUCUGCUAUUUUUGGUCGGGAAAUUUGCGGUCGCUUUGUCAUACACCAUUCUAAAUCUGUAUGCAAUCGAACUUUUUCCUACCAAUCUUCGGCAAAGCAUGUUCAACAUAUGCAUGGUAUUUGCUGGUUGUGGAAAUAUUGUAGCGCCGCUAUUACCGCUUUCGAAAAGGUUCCUACCUUCUCUUCCGCUUAUAUUGUUUGGUGGAACUUCGCUUUCUUCAGCUUUGUUGGUUUUGCUACUGCCAGAGACCCGAAACAAACCUAUGCCAGACACAAUAGAAGAGGCAAUCAACAUUUAGAUACAAAAAAUUGGAGUAAAGGCCACAUUAAGAGUCUUCG